ACACACACACUUACACACAGUCAGAGCUGACGUGGGCUGAGGUCUGAGCAGGGCUCCUUCUGGAACAGCUGGUAUCCAUCUGUGGUAGCCAUUGCUCUGGCUGCUGCUUCUUCCUGCUGUUGUAUGCACCGUGGCUGGCCCGAGAGCACACAAACCGGCCCACUGCAACCCAUUCAUGAGCUCUGCUGCAGUCACACUCUGGGAAUCAGCCUGACUACAGAUAGUGAGGCUCUACUGGUGACAAGCAGUGUGCUCACCAGCCUUCAGCAUGGAUAUCCUGACAGCCUGGGCUGUCACUAACCCAGCUGUGGCCCGGCUCCUCUGGGUCCUAGUUCUGGUGCUGGCCACCCUCCUGGUCUGGCUCUUCUUCUUCUGCUGCUACAGUUGGAACCAGAACUCCUCGUCCUCCCUGGAGAGGUACCUGGCAGUGACAGCAAAGCGCUCCAAAUCUAAAGCUCCGACUCAGAGGAAGAAAAAGCCCAAAGAGAAGCCAGUUGCUUCGGUCAAGUCAGAGGAAGUUGUGGCGAAGGAGUCUGUGGCCCUUGGACAGGAGCCACCGUGUCCGGCAGUGAGGAAAAGGAAGAGACAACCUCUUAAAGUCGGGAUGGAAACUGUGACUGGAGUGAGAUCACAGAAGACUAUGGAGGAGGUGAAGGACAAGCCCAAGAGGAGGCCUCUGGUCAGGGCUGCGUCGGAGGAGAGCUCCACUGAUCUGAGUUCAAUAAAUUACUCUCCGUCCCCUGGUGACACGCUGCCCUGGAACCUGCCCAAACACCAUCGCAUCAAGCGCUCCAAGUCAGCUUCUGGAGAUGUGCUGGACCCAGCAGAGAGGGCCGUCAUCCGCAUCGCAGAUGAACGGGACCGAGUUCAGAAAAAGACCUUCACAAAAUGGGUCAACAAGCACCUGAUGAAGCACUGGAAGGCGGAGGCCCAGAGACACAUCACUGACCUGUACGAGGACCUCAGAGAUGGACACAACCUCAUCUCCCUGCUGGAGGUGCUCUCUGGAGAGACACUGCCGAGGGAACGUGACGUUGUGAGGAACGUGCGGUUGCCGCGGGAGAAAGGCCGGAUGCGCUUCCACAAGCUGCAGAAUGUACAGAUCGCCCUGGACUUUCUCAAACACAGACAGGUCAAACUGGUCAACAUCAGAAAUGAUGACAUUGCAGAUGGAAACCCCAAGCUGACCCUGGGGCUGAUAUGGACCAUCAUCCUUCACUUCCAGAUCUCAGACAUUCAGGUGAACGGCCAGUCGGACGACAUGACCGCCAAAGAGAAGUUGUUGCUUUGGUCUCAGAGGAUGGUGGAGGGAUACCAGGGCCUGCGCUGCGACAAUUUCACCACCAGCUGGAGGGAUGGCAAGCUCUUCAACGCCAUCAUACACAAACACAGGCCCACUCUGAUUGACAUGAGUCAAGUGUACCGACAGAGCAACCAGGAGAAUCUGGAGCAGGCGUUCAGCGUGGCAGAGAGAGACCUGGGCGUCACCAGACUGCUGGACCCCGAAGAUGUGGAUGUGAUCCAUCCAGAUGAGAAAUCCAUCAUCACUUAUGUCUCCUCUCUGUACGAUGUCAUGCCCAGAGUACCAGACAUUCAGGAUGGUGUCAAAGCCAAUGAGCUGGAGCUGCGUUGGCAGGAGUAUUAUGAGCUGGUCACCAUGCUGCUGCAGUGGAUUAGACACCACAUCCUCGUCUUUGAGGAGAGGAAGUUCCCCACCAGCUAUGAGGAGAUUGAGGUUCUUUGGCGUCAGUUUCUGAAGUUUAAGGAAACAGAGCUUCCUGCAAAAGAGGCAGACAAGAACCGCUCCAAACACAUCUUCAAGUCUUUUGAGGGUGCAGUUCAGGCAGGUCAUGUCAAAGUGCCGCCAGGUUACCAUCCCUUUGAUGUGGAGAAGGAAUGGGGUCGUCUGCACAUCGCCAUACUGGAGAGAGAGCGUCUCCUCAGGACAGAAUUUGAGAGGCUGGAGCGACUUCAGAGGAUCGUCAGUAAGGUUCAGAUGGAGUCGGGGGUGUGUGAGGAGCAGCUCAACCAGGUGGAGACUCUGCUGCAGACGGAUGUGAGGAUGCUGAGCUCGGGGAAACCUGCUCAGCACACAGCAGAGAUGGAGGCAGAUCUGGAAAAAGCAGAAGGAAUGAUCCGCUUCCUCUUCAACGAUGUUCAGCUGCUCAAAGAUGGACGCCACCUUCAAGCUGAGCAGAUGUACCGCAGAGUGUAUCGUCUCCAUGAGAGGCUGGUGAACCUCCGCAGCGAGUACAACCUGCGCAUCAAGUCAGGUGUGACCACCACACAGAUCCCCAUGACUCAGAUCCACACUGUUCAGGUCCUGCAGCAGGCCCCUGUGAGGGUGCGGCCUGAGCUGGAUGAAGUCACACUGCGUUACAUCCAAGAUCUGCUGGGCUGGGUGGAGGAGAACCAGCGCCGGGUGGAUGAUGGGGAGUGGGGCUCCGACCUGCCCACCGUCGAGUCCCAGCUGGGCAGCCACCGUGGCCUGCACCAGUCCGUGGAGGAGUUCCGCUCCAAGAUCGAGAGGGCAAAAGCUGAUGAGAGUCAGAUCUCACCUGCCAGUAAAGCUGCCUACCGCGACUAUCUGGGAAAACUAGAGCUGCAGUAUGGCAAGCUCCUGAACGCCUCUAAGGCCCGUCUGCAAUACCUGGACCAGCUUCACGCCUUCGUCACUGCAGCCACCAAAGAGCUGAUGUGGCUGAAUGAGAAAGAGGAGGAGGAGGUCAACUACGACUGGAGUGAACGAAACACCAACAUGGCAGCCAAGAAAGAAAACUACUCGGGUUUGAUGAGAGACUUGGAGCUCAGGGAGAAGAAGAUGAACAGUGUCCAGGUCACAGGAGACAAACUGCUGAGGGACGGACACCCUGCCAGGAAGACUGUAGAGGCCUUCACUGCAGCUCUGCAGACUCAGUGGAGUUGGAUCCUCCAGCUGUGCUGCUGCAUCGAAACGCACCUGAAAGAAAACACUGCCUACUUCCAGUUUUUCUCUGACGUGAAGGAGGCAGAGGAGAAGAUCAAAAAGAUGCAAGACACAAUGAAGAGGAAGUACACCUGUGACCGCUCCAUCACAGUCACACGGCUGGAAGAUCUACUGCAGGACGCAGCUGAUGAGAAAGAGCAACUGACUGAGUUCAAAACUCACCUGGAAGGCCUGAAGCGAAGGGCCAAGACCAUCGUCCAGCUAAAACCACGUAACCCUGCUACCGCAAUAAAGAGCAAACUGCCCAUCCAGGCCGUCUGCGACUUCAAACAGAUGGAGAUCACAGUCCACAGAGGAGAUGAAUGUGCUCUGUUGAACAACUCGCAGCCUUACAAUUGGAGGGUGCUGAAUGACAAAGGCAGCGAGGCGUCUGUGCCAUCUAUCUGCUUCCUGGUUCCACCCACCAAUAAGGACGCUGUGAACGGUGUUGCUGGACUGGAUGGAAACCUCCAGAGGCUGCACACGAUGUGGCAGACGAUGUUUGUGGACAUGAAGAGCCUGCUGUCCUGGCAGUACCUGAUGAGAGACAUCCACAUAAUCAAAACCUGGAACAUCACCAUGUUUAAGACUCUGAGGGUGGAGGAGUACCGACUGGCCCUGAGGAACCUGGAGCUGCACUACCAGGACUUCUUGAGAGACAGCCAGGACUCCCAGAUGUUCGGGGCCGAGGACCGAAUGCAGGUGGAGUCCAAUUACAACAGAGCCAACCAGCACUACAACACGAUGGUCAGCUCUGCAGAACAAGGCUAUGUGCCACCCAGGGCAGGAGAGCAAGACGAGUCUGUGUGCAAGACUUAUCUGACGCAGAUCAAGGACCUUCGUCUGAGGCUGGAGGGUUGCGAGAAUCGAACAGUAACACGCCUCCGCCAGCCUGUGGAUAAGGAGCCACUCAAGGCCUGCGCCAUGAAGACUGCAGAGCAAAUGAAAGUCCAGUCCGAGUUGGAGGGCUUAAAGAAAGACUUGAACUCUAUCACUGAGAAGACUGAGGAGGUUCUGGCGUCUCCUCAGCAGUCCAGCUCCGCCCCAAUGCUGCGCUCUGAACUGGACGUCACACUGAAGAAGAUGGACCACGUCUACGGCCUCUCCUCCGUCUACCUGGACAAGCUGAAGACCAUUGAUGUUGUGAUCAGAAACACUAAAGAUGCAGAAGACACACUGAAGAUUUAUGAGACUCGUCUGCGUGAUGUUAGCAAAGUGCCGGCUGAAGAGAAGGAGGUGGAGGACCAUCGUAGUCAGCUGAAGUCAAUGUAUGCUGAAGCUGAGGCCGACCAGGUAGUAUUUGACCGCCUGCAGGACGAGCUGAAGAGAGCAACAGCUAUCAACGACAAGAUGACAAGGAUCCACAGCGAGCGUGACGCUGAGCUGGAGCAUUACCGUCAGCUGGUCAACAGCCUCCUGGAGCGCUGGCAGGCGGUGUUUGCUCAGAUUGACCUGAGGCAGCGGGAGCUCGACCUCCUCGGGCGCCACAUGAACUCCUACAAUGGAAGCUACGAGUGGCUCAUCCUCUGGCUCGGAGAAGCGAGGCAGAGGCAGGAGAAAAUUCAAGCUGUGCCUAUCGGCGACAGCAAGGCUCUCAAGGAGCAACUGGCAGAGGAGAAGAAACUCCUGGAAGAGUUUGAGAAAAACAAGGACAAGAUUGAAAAUUGCCAGAAAAAUGCAAAGGCCUACAUUGAUUCAGUCAAGGAUUACGAGCUCCAGAUUUUGACUUACAAAGCCCUCCAGGAUCCCAUAGCGUCUCCUUUGAAGAAACCAAAAAUGGAGUGUGCAUCUGAUAAUAUCAUUCAAGAGUAUGUUACUCUGAGAACCCGCUACAGUGAGCUGUUGACUCUCACCAGCCAGUACAUUAAGUUCAUCACAGAAACACAGCGCCGCCUGGAGGAGGAUGAGAAAGCUUCUGAAAAACUAAAAGAAGAGGAGAGGAAAAGGAUGGCAGAGAUACAAGCUGAGUUAGAUAAACAGAAACAGUUAGCUGAGGCUCAUGCUAAAUCUGUGGCCAAAGCAGAAAAAGAAGCCCAGGAGCUGAAGUUGAAGAUGAAAGAAGAAGCCAGCAGGAGGCAAGAUGUUGCAGUGGAUGCUGAGAAACAGAAGCAAAACAUACAGCAGGAGCUGCAUCACCUGAAGAGUCUGUCUGAACAGGAGAUCAAGUCCAAGAGUCAACAGCUAGAAGAGGCGCUAGUCAGUCGUACCAAAAUUGAGGAGGAAAUCCACAUAAUUAGAGUCCAGCUGGAGACAACAAUAAAACAGAAGACCACAGCUGAGGGUGAAUUACAGAUGCUCAGAGACAAGGCUGCUGAGGCUGAGAAGCUCAGGAAAGCUGCUCAGGAGGAGGCAGAAAGACUUCGCAAGCAGGUGGCCGAAGAGACUCAGAAGAAGAAAAAUGCAGAGGAUGAGCUGAAACGUAAAUCUGAGGCCGAAAAAGAAGCUGCCAAGCAGAAGCAGAAAGCAAUGGAUGACCUGCAGAAAUUCAAAAUGCAAGCCGAGGAGGCAGAAAGGCGCAUGAAACAGGCUGAAGAAGAGAAACUGAGGCAGAUCAAGGUAGUAGAGGAGGUGGCACAAAAGUCUGCUGCCACACAGUUGCAAACCACAUCCAUGUCAUUCAACGAAAAGGCAACAAAACUCGAGGAAUCCCUUAAGAAAGAGCAGGGCACUGUCCUUCUGUUGCAGGAGGAAGCUGAAAAACUCAGGAAACAACAAGAGGAAGCUAAUAAAGCCAGGGAGCAAGCAGAGAAAGAGCUUGAAACAUGGAGACAGAAAGCCAAUGAGGCUCUCCGCUUGAGGCUACAAGCUGAAGAAGAAGCUCAAAAGAAGAGCCAGACUCAAGAGGAAGCAGAGAGGCAGAAAGUUGAGGCAGAGCGGGAUGCCAAGAAAAGGGCUAAAGCUGAAGAUGCUGCUCUUAAACAGAAGGAGAAUGCAGAGAAAGAGUUGGAAAAACAGAGGAAAUUUGCAGAACAAAUAGCCCAGCAAAAGUUGUCUGCAGAACAGGAAUGCAUACGACUAAAGGCUGACUUUGAACAUGCUGAACAACAGAGGGGCCUGUUGGAUAAUGAGCUCCAGCGUCUAAAAAAUGAGGUGAAUGCUGUUGAAAACCAGAGGAAGCAACUGGAAGAUGAGCUGGCUAAAGUCAGAAGUGAAAUGGAUGCUCUUCUGCAGAUGAAGAUUCAAGCUGAGAAGGCGACGCUGUCGAACACAGAAAAGAGCAAGCAGCUUCUUGAGUCUGAAGCAUUGAAAAUGAAACAACUUGCUGAGGAAGCAACUAGACUGAGAUCAGUUGCUGAAGAGGCGAAGAAGCAGAGGCAGAUUGCAGAGGAUGAGGCAGCUCGGCAGAGAGCUGAGGCUGAAAAAAUACUAAAAGAAAAACUGGCUGCCAUCAACGAGGCAACUAGUCUGAAGACUGAAGCUGAGAUCGCUCUGAAAGCUAAAGAAGCUGAAAAUGAAAGACUGAAAAGAAAAGCUGAGGAUGAAGCUUAUCAGAGAAAGCUGCUGGAGGAUCAAGCUGCUCAGCAUAAACAAGACAUAGAAGAGAAAAUCAAACACCUGAAGAGCUCAUCUGAUUCUGAGUUAGAGAGACAAAAAACAAUUGUGGAAGAAACUCUGAGGCAAAAGAAGGUGGUUGAAGAAGAAAUCCACAUCAUUAGGAUCAACUUUGAGAGAGCAUCAAAAGGCAAGUCGGAUUUGGAAGUGGAAUUAAAGAAACUGAAGGGUAUUGCAGAGGAGACACAGAAGAGCAAACUCAAAGCUGAGGAAGAGGCUGAGAAACUGAAAAAGCUUGCUGCAGAGGAAGAGAAGAAAAGGAAAGAAUCUGAGGAGAAGGUAAAGAGGAUUACUGCAGCAGAAGAAGAGGCAGCUCGACAAUGCAAAGCUGCUCAGGAGGAAGUUGAACGCCUCAAAAAGAAAGCUGCUGAAGCAAAUAAACAGAAAGACAAAGCUGCGAAAGACGCAGAGAAGCAGGUCAUUCUGGCUAAAGAGGCAGCACAGAAAUGCAGUGCCGCAGAACAGAAAGCCCAAGAUGUUCUCAGCAAGAAUAAAGAAGACAUUCUUGCUCAAGAAAAGCUGAAAGCUGAAUUUGAAAAUGCUAAGAAACUUGCUCAAGCAGCUGAGAAAGCCAAAGAGAAUGCAGAGAAAGAGGCUGCCCUGCUCCGUCAAAAAGCGGAGGAGGCUGAAAAACAGAAAAAAGCUGCAGAGGAUGAAGCUGCAAAACAGGCCAGAGCUCAAAAAGAUGCAGAGAGACUGAGGAAAGAAGCAGAGGAGGAGGCCUCCAAGCGAGCGGCAGCUGAAGCAGCAGCUCUAAAGCAGAAAAAAGAGGCUGACGCAGAGAUGGCCAAGCACAAAAAAGAAGCAGAACAAGCACUUAAGCAGAAGUCUCAGGUUGAGAAGGAACUUGCAGUGGUUAAACUGCAGCUGGAUGAGACUGAUAAGCAGAAAGUUGUGUUGGAUGAGGAGCUUCAGCGAGUUAAAGGUGAAGUAAAUGAUGCCGUCAAGCAAAAGGCCCAGGUGGAGGAUGAACUGUCCAAAGUUAAGAUCCAGAUGGAUGAGCUCCUGAAACUUAAGCUUAAGAUUGAGAAAGAAAACCGGCACCUCAUGCAGAAAGACAAAGAUAAUACACAGAAAUUACUUGCAGAGGAAGCAGAGAAAAUGAAGAGCCUGGCGGAGGAAGCUGCCAAACUAAGUGUGGAAGCUGAGGAAGCAGCCAGACACAGACAAAUUGCUGAGUCUGACUUAGCUGAACAGAGGGCACUUUCAGAAAAAAUGCUAAAGGAGAAAAUGCAGGCCAUCCAAGAGGCUACAAAACUGAAAGCUGAGGCAGAGGAGCUCCAGAAACAGAAGAAUCAGGCACAGGAAAAGGCUAAAAAACUACUAGAGGACAAACAGCAGAUCCAGCAGCGCCUUGAUAAGGAGACUGAGGGCUUUCAAAAAUCAUUAGAGGCUGAGCGAAAGAGGCAGCUUGAAGUUUCAGCUGAGGCAGAGAAACUGAAAUUGAGGGUGAAAGAGCUCAGUGACGCUCAGGCAAAAGCUGAAAAGGAGGCUAAGAAAUUCAAGGAACAAGCUGAUGAAGCAAAAGCGCGUCUUCUAGAUGCAGAAAAACAAACUACAGAAACUGUUGUGCAAAAGUUGGAGACACAGAGGCUACAGAGCACCAGAGAGGCUGAUGACUUGAAGAAAGCCAUCGCUGACCUUGAAAAAGAGAAGGAGAAACUGAAAAAAGAGGCAGAGGAGCUUCAGAAAAAAUCUAAAGAGAUGGCAAAUGCCCAACAAGAACAAAUUGAGCAACAGAAGGCCAUUCUUGAGCAGUCCUUCCUCACAGAGAAGGAACUGUUGUUGAAAAGAGAAAAGGCUGUUGAAGAUGAGAAAAAGAAGCUUCAGAAACAGUUUGAGGAUGAAGUGAACAAGGCCAAAGCUCUCAAAGAUGAACAAGAACGUCAGCAGAAGCUAAUGGAAGAGGAGAAGAAGAAACUUCAGGCUAUUAUGGAUGAGGCUGUAAAGAAACAAAAGGGAGCUGAAGCAGAGAUGAAUAACAAGCAGAAAGAAAUAGAAGUGCUUGAAAAGAAAAGGCUUGAACAAGAAAAACUCCUGGGAGAGGAAAACAAAAAGCUCAGAGAGAAACUUCAGAGUCUUGAGGUUGCCUCCAAACAGGGUGCAUCCAAAACAAAGGAAAUUGAAGUCCAAACUGAUGAGGUUCCUGAGGAGCAGUUAGUUGCCAUGACAAUGGUGGGAACAACAAAGAAAGUUUUCAAUGGCUCUGUUGAAGUGGAGGCAGCGAAGAAAGAUGGAGAAUCACCUUUAGCAUUUGAUGGAAUUAGAGAGAAAGUUCCUGCUGAAAGGCUUCAUGACAUUGGUGUCCUGACCAAAAAGGAAUUUGACAAAUUAAAAAAGGGCAAAGUCUCUGUGCAAGACCUCGGAAAGACUGAUAAAGUUAAAUCAUGUCUUAAGGGUCAGAGCUGUGUCGGAGGUGUCUUGACUCCAUCCAAAGAGAAAAUGAGUGUCUAUCAGGCUAUGACUGAGAACAAGAUUACUCCUAGCACUGCCACAAUGCUCCUGGAAGCUCAAGCAGCUUCUGGUUACAUCGUAGAUCCAGUGAAAAAUAAACUCCUCUCUGUAGAUGAGGCUGUUAAAGAUGAGUUAAUAGGCCCUGAGCUCCAUGACAGGAUGCUCUCUGCAGAGCGAGCAGCCACUGGCUUCAAAGAUCCCUAUACUGGAGCCAAAAUCUCUCUCUUUGAGGCCAUGAAGAAGGGACUUAUUGAAAAAGAGCAGGCUACCAAAUUCCUAGAUGUACAGCUUGCAACUGGUGGGAUCAUUGACCCUAUCAAUAGUCAUAGAGCGCCUCUUCAGACUGCCUACAAGCAGGGUCAGUUUGAUGCAGACAUGAACAAGAAACUCACUGACCCCAGUGAUGAUUGCAAAUUAUUUAUUGACCCCAGCACUCAGGAGCAACUCACUUACAAACAGUUAUUGGAGAAAUGCACCAAGGAUGCAGAGACAGGACUGCUGAUAUUACCAGUAACAGAGCAAGCUGCUCAAAGUGAUAGAACAUGCACAGAUCUGGAGACUAAAGAAGUGUUCAGUAAAUCAAACGUUGUUGUGCCUUUUGGAAGGUUCAAAGGCAAAACUGUCACCAUUUGGGAAGUCAUAAAUUCAGAAUAUUUCACUGAAGUGCAAAGAAGAGAAUUGAUUCGCCAGUACAAGACAGGCAAGAUCACAGUAGAGAAGAUCAUUAAAAUUGUCAUCACUGUUGUGGAAGACAAGGAAAAGAACAAUGAAAACGUGUUUAAUGGUUUAAGGGCUCCAGUCUCUGCCAGUGAACUGUUAGAGUCUAAGAUUAUAAACAAAGACUUGUUCAACAAGUUGAGUAAUGGCAAGAUAACAGUUAAAGAGAUCUCUGAGAUGGAGCAUGUGCAGAAGGCACUACAAGGAACACCAAGCAUUGCUGGACUGUUGAAUGAACCAACCAAAGAAAAAAUGCCUUUCUAUCAAGCUAUGAAGAAAGAAUUACUGUCACCAGAAACUGCAGUGAACCUUCUUGAAGCUCAAGCUGCGACUGGGUUUGUAAUUGAUCCUGUCAAAAAUGAGAGGGUCCCUGUUGAUGAAGCUGUUAAGUCGGGUCUUGUGGGACCAGAACUGCAUGAACGACUUCUGUCAGCAGAGAGAGCUGUCAGCGGCUACAAAGAUCCCUAUACAGGAAAGAAGGUGUCUCUGUUUGAAGCCAUGAAUAAAGGCCUUAUAAAGAAAGACCAUGGCAUCCGUCUACUUGAGGCACAACUCUCAACAGGUGGAAUUAUUGACCCUGUUAAAAGCUAUCACAUCCCACAUGAGGUUGCCUGCAAGCGUGGAUAUUUUGAUGAGGAAAUCAGCAAGACCUUGAACAAAAACACUGAUGAAACAAAGGUCUUUUAUGAUCCUAACUCACAAGAGGAUUCAACCUAUGCUCAGCUCAUGAAUAAAUGUGUCACAGACAAAGAAACUGGACUCCCGUUGCUUUCUCUUUCAAAGAAGGCUGCAAAGCCAAAAGAAGACAAACAGAUUACAGAGGCUAAGACAAAAGAGACUUUGAACCACACAACUAUGGAGCUGGAGUAUGGCCCUUUCAAAGGAAGAAAAGUCACAAUUUGGGAGAUCAUACACUCUGAAUACAUCACAGAGGAGCAAAGAAUAGAGCUGAUUCGCCAGUACAGAACGGGGCAGGUGACAAUUGAAAAGUUGAUCAAGGUUGUGAUAACCAUGGUUGAAGAAAAAGAGGAUAAACCAAAGGAAGAGGCCGAUUUUGAAGGCCUUAGGGCACCAGUCACUGCUCGCUCUUUGCUUGAUUCCAACAUCAUUGAUAAGGCUACAUUUGACCUACUCCAACAGGGUAAAAAGACACCUAAAGAAGUUAGUGAAACUGAUAAGGUUCGGAAGUACUUGCAGGGCACAGACCGCGUUGAUGGUAUCACUAUAGAAGAUUCAAAUGAGAAGUUAAGCAUAUAUCAAGCAAUGAAAAAGAAUGUUUUGCAACAAAACACUGGGCUUGCACUACUUGAGGCCCAAGCUGGAACUGGUUUCAUAACUGAUCCAGUCAAAAAUCUGAAAUACUCUGUGGAUGAUGCUGUGAAGGAUGGAGUUGUUGGUCCAGAGCUUCAUGAAAAACUUCUCUCAGCUGAAAAAGCAGUGACGGGAUACAAAGAUCCAUAUACAGGAAAUAAGAUUUCUCUAUUCCAAGCCAUGAAGAAAGAGCUUGUUUUGAGAGAGCAUGCUAUCCCUCUACUGGAGGCUCAGUUAACCACAGGAGGGAUCAUUGAUCCAAUCAGCAGCCACCGUGUUCCCAAUGAUGUAGCCAUUCAGCGUGGCUAUUUGAGUAAACAAAUGUCCAAGUCUUUCAAUGAACCCUCAGGUGACGUUAAAGGCUUCACCAAUCCCAACACCAAUGAAAGUGUUACUUACAAGCAGUUGGUGGAGAAAUGUGUAAGAGAUCCCAACUCUGGUCUGUGCUACCUGUCUCUGUCAAAGGUCGAAGCUCCUGCUCCUGUUGAGAAAUCUUAUCAGUACACAGAGGAUCAAGCCCAAAAAGAUCUAGCUAACACUCAAAUUGAGAUCCCCCAUAAGAGUUUUGCAGGAAAGACUAUGACCAUUUGGGAAGUCAUGAACUCAAAUAUGCUUCCAGAAGAGGAGAGAUGGCGCCUCAUGGAGCAGUAUCGCUUGGGGCAAAUUACAAAGGAAAGAAUGCUAAUCAUCAUCAUUGAAAUCAUUGAACAAAGGGAGACUCUAAAGUCAGAGCAGAGCAUGUCAUGUGAUGUAAUCAGAAGAAGAGUUACUAUUGAGGAGCUAUACAGUGCUCGAAUUAUUGACUUGCACACAUACAACCUCUUGAAACAAGAAAAGAUGACUAUUCGUGAGGUCAUGGAAAUGCCAUCAGUAAAACAGUACCUAUUUGGUACUGGUUGCAUUGCUGGAAUCAUGUCAGACAGUCCUCCAAAGAUCAGCAUUUACCAGGCUAUGAAAAGCGGACUGAUUAAGCCUGAAGUUGCUUUGAAUCUCCUUGAGGCCCAAGCAGCAACAGGAUUCCUGAUUGAUCCUGUGAAAGAUGAACUUCUAACAGUUGAUGAAGCUGUACGCAAGGGGCUUGUGGGCCCUGAACUUCAUGACAAACUUCUUUCUGCUGAAAGAGCUGUUACAGGUUACAAGGAUCCAUACAGUGGAAAAGUGAUUUCCCUCUUCCAGGCAAUGAAAAAAGACCUUGUUCCUGAGGAUUAUGCCUUGAGGCUUUUGGAGGCCCAGCAGGCCACAGGCGGACUAAUGGAUCCUGAAUACUACUUCCACCUCCCCACAGAUGUUGCCAUGCAGCGUGGAUACAUCAACAAGGAGACACUUGACAGAAUAUCUGAACCUACUUUGGAUGUGCGAGGUUACACUGAUCCAACGGCAGAUGACAAACAGUCCUAUGCCCAGCUCCUGAAAAGAUGCAGAGUUGAUAAAGAAAGUGGUUUGCGGCUACUUUCACUGGCAGAUAGAAGACUUCUCUUCAAGGGUCUCAGAAAGCAAAUCACUGUGGAUGAGCUGCUUCGUUCACAGAUUAUCAACCAAAAGACAUACAAUGAACUCACUGAGGGUAUCAUCACAGUGGAGGAGGUCAGCAGAGACCUGAAGAAAUACCUUGAGGGUACCAGCUGUAUUGCUGGUGUGUAUGUAGAAUCUAGCAAAGACCGUCUGUCUAUUUACCAAGCAAUGAAGAAGAAUAUGAUCAGACCAGGGACUGCCUUUGAGCUCCUUGAGGCUCAAGCUGCCACAGGAUAUGUAAUUGAUCCUAUUAAGAACCUGAAACUAAAUGUCACUGAAGCUGUUAAGAUGGGUGUUGUUGGCCCAGAGUUUAAAGAUAAACUCCACUCAGCUGAACGAGCUGUCACAGGCUAUAAGGACCCUUAUUCUGGCAAGGUCAUCUCACUAUUCCAGGCUAUGAAAAAGGGCCUCAUUCUGAAAGACCAUGGUAUUCGUCUGCUAGAGGCUCAAAUUGCUACUGGUGGAAUCAUUGAUCCACAGGAGAGCCAUCGCUUGCCAGUUGAAACAGCAUAUGAACGUGGCCUCUUUGAUGAGGAAAUGAAUGAAAUCCUCACUGACCCAUCUGACGACACAAAGGGCUUCUUUGACCCCAACACUGAGGAAAAUCUCACCUACCUGCAGCUGAUGGAGAGAUGUAUGAUAGACCCAGAAACAGGCCUUGCCCUGCUGCUGCUGAAAGAAAAGAAGCGUGAGAGGAAGACAUCAUCCAAGUCUUCUGUUCGCAAACGUAGGGUCGUCAUUGUUGAUCCAGAGACAGGCAAAGAGAUGUCUGUGUAUGAGGCAUACCAGAAAGGGCUCAUUGACCACCAGACCUAUCUCGAGCUUGCAGAGCAGGAGUGUGAAUGGGAGGAAAUUACCAUCACCUCAUCUGAUGGAGUUGUGAAAUCCAUGAUAAUUGACAGAAGAUCGGGGCGGCAGUAUGACAUUGAUGAUGCAAUCUCAAGGGGCCUGAUUGACAAGUCAGCUCUGGAUCAGUACCGUGCAGGAACUCUGUCCAUCACAGAGUUUGCAGACAUGCUGUCUGGAAACAUGAGUGGUGUCAGAUCACGUUCAUCCUCCUUUGGUUCCUCUUCCUCUUACCCCAUGAGCCCAAUACCUUCCAUAAAAACACCAGCGACCACAUGGAACGACCCAACUGAGGAAACUGGCCCUGUGGCUGGGAUCUUAGACACAGAAACACUGGAGAAGGUGUCCAUCACGGAGGCCAUACACAGAAACCUUGUGGACAAUAUAACAGGUCAAAGGUUGCUGGAAGCUCAGGCCUGCACAGGAGGUAUCAUCGACCCAAAUACUGGAGAGAAAUUCUCUGUUGCAGAGGCAAUGAACAAAGGGCUUGUGGAUAAAAUCAUGGUGGACCGCAUCAGUCUAGCUCAGAAGGCGCACAAUGGAUUUGAGGAUCCCAGAACCAAAACCAAAAUGUCAGCAGCUCAAGCUCUAAAGAAAGGCUGGCUCUACUAUGAGGCUGGGCAGCGAUUCCUUGAGGUCCAGUAUCUCACUGGUGGAUUAAUUGAACCAGAUGUUACCAGCAGAGUCUCCAUAGAUCAGGCUGUGAAGAAAGGCACCUUAGAUGCACGUACUGCACAGAAGUUACGAGAUGUUAGUGCAUACUCAAAAUAUCUCACAUGCCCUAAAACCAAGCUUAAAAUCUCUUACAAGGACGCCAUGGAAAGAAGCAUGGUAGAGGAGGGGACUGGUCUGCGACUACUUGAAGCAUCAUCUCAAUCAAGCAAAGGCCUCUACAGUCCCUAUAGCAUGAGUGGAUCAGGCUCCGCUACUGGAUCACGGUCUGGCUCAAGAACUGGUUCCAGGUCAGGCUCCAGAAGAGGCAGCUUUGAUGCCACAGGAUCAAGUUUAACAACAACGUUCUCUUCCUCUUCCUACAGUUCACCAAGCUACGGCCGCCGAUACUGAUGAGUUUGAAAGUUAAGGAAUGAUUUCUAAGGGAAGAAUACACUAUAAAACAACAGUACUCACCAGAUGCCUAAUUCUCAAUUGAAUAAGGACUACUUUUAUUCUGCUCUGCAUGUGGUUGUUACAGGACUAAUAUUUAAUUUUAUACAAGUUGAAUAAUUUUCUUUAUUGUAUAUUUCACAUUUACUUUUAGUCAUGUUUAUGCUAUCUUAUCAGACUUUCUGAUUACCGUACUGUAAGCAGCAUAUGCAAGAGCUGGUAAUUAUUUCCGAUAUCUAUCGCAAAAGUUUCAAGAGUACCUGAUAUUUUUUUGGUUUUUAAAGUUUAAUAACAUUAGCAUUUACUGUUCCACAAACAAGAUAUUACAAUAUUGUGUGUGUUAAACUAUAACCAAAACUGUUCAUUACCAUUAGCCUGAUUGUUAAGGAGAACCAAAUUGGGUGUACAAACAAAGAUUUCUGUACAUGUGUAUAUUUCUGAAGUUAGCUAAAGAAACAUAAAAUGCCACUCUGCAGAGCAGAAUAAGGAUUCUCCCUAAGCUGAAUAAACACCAAGAGUGUCUGCUUUAAGAAUGCCAAGCUUCAAGAUCUUUUCUCUCCUGGGCUUCACUGCCACAUAUACUCUCCCAAUAUCUACUCCAUUUCUCAAUUGUCUGUCAUAAAACUUAACAGCAACAGUGUCAGCAACAUGCUAACCUUGUGAAAUGAACCUCAAAGCGCAAGCUCCCACAAAUGGAAGGAUUAUGUAUCCUAAUAUGACCAUUAACACCAUCUGACAGUUCUGGACUUUACACAUCCAACUUCAAGACCAACACAUACAAGUCCCUGCCUUUCUGGACCCUUUAAAAGAUAUUGUCUUCACAGUUCAUGUCACCUCCAGCUCUUUGCUCAGAUAUCUUCCAGAGACCCGUGGCAUUAAUUUGGACUGUGACCUUCACUGUAAUCAAUGAUUUUAUGCAACAGUACAGAAACACACUUACUCAUAUGAUGUUUCAUCAGAUUCUUUUAAUGGUGGACCAUUUUGAAACUUGCAUCUAAUCUUGAACUCAAUUAAAGGCCUAAACCAUGCUUUGUAAGUGCCUGCAAAAUACUCUUAUACACUUAUUGGGAUGUUGAGUAUUAUAAGAUGGUGCAGUGGUUACACUGUAAACUGACUGAUGCAUGACUGAAAGUGCAAUGCUACCCAUAAUGGUAUGAUUACUGUGUUAUCAGGUAAGCCUUUUUACAGUCCAACUACUGUAAUGUCACAAUCUAACUUUAAAAUAUUUCAGUGUCAAAAAUGAUUGAAAAAGAUUUACAUUAUUUGAAUUUUUUUCCUUCAGACAAGUAAUGUAAUGUAUGUACUGUAUAUUGAUUAUGUAGAGCACUAUUGCUAAAAGCCAUUAAUUACCAUUUCUUUGAGAAAGAUCUUUAAGCUUUGCCACCAGACCCAGUAUUUGUAUUUUCCACCACAUAUACAUGUUUUGAUUUUAAUUCUCCUUUGUAAAGAAACACAUUCAAUCAUUUUAUUUUCGUACUCUAUAUUUCUGCUUUGCAUGAUUUACUAACAUUUAAAAGGUGCAAAAAUGAAAUAGUUGUAUCCAUUAAAGCAUUUGUUUUAUUAUGUUUCAAAAGGUUUGAAGGAUGUAUUUUAAUGAGGGUUAUCAAGCCUUGGUUAAAAUGGUGUAUUUAUAAUAAAAUGGUGACAAGGAAUUUUAUUGUAACACCUUAUGCUAUGUAAAUAAACAUGGAAAUGAAA
Siniperca chuatsi (mandarin fish) is the source of this 16159-nucleotide messenger RNA. RefSeq names its product plectin a (gene pleca). Gene Ontology annotation, molecular function: structural constituent of cytoskeleton; cadherin binding; ankyrin binding. The record is from RefSeq and is a predicted model, not a curated record. Bases 269 to 14422 code for a protein of 4717 amino acids. Gene Ontology annotation, biological process: wound healing; hemidesmosome assembly; intermediate filament bundle assembly. The transcript has 39 exons. NCBI's taxonomy places the organism in Eukaryota, Metazoa, Chordata, Actinopteri, Centrarchiformes, Sinipercidae. Gene Ontology annotation, cellular component: cytoplasm; hemidesmosome; perinuclear region of cytoplasm.